AUGGCAGUCAAAAAGAAAAAGUCUAGUAGCAUCAAAACGCUGCGGAACGGUCAAAAUAAUACACAUACAGGGUCAAACGACACGACGCGACUGAAACCGGAAAACGUUGGAGGCCUGGUUCACGAUGAAAGCGACAUCAUUUCUUAUCGGGCAUAUUUGACUCAAAACCUCAUAAAGGCAAGCGAGAUGAUGGAUAUAUUGACCACUCAAAACAUACCACUGCCGAAAAUACUGGCACCACCCAUAUAUCCGAAUCUGGACCUAGAUGGUGCCAAAAAGUCUCUGGAAUUUGAAAAACAAGAGAUUGCGGCACUUGAAACACAACUGCUCACCAGCCAUCGCUUAGAACUCCCGUCGGAAUACAUAGCGUUGAAAGAGCUAUCGGAAGCUGUCGUGACAAAUGAAGGCUCCACCCCAAAAGCAAUAGAAAAGGUUCAACAAACGUUCAUGUCAAGGUUUCAAAGGCAUGUGCAAAAUGACCGCAUCGUCGUUCACCACAAUAGGUUUCCUCAGCUUCGUGGUGACUUGUCUAUAGCCCCAGCAGACUACUGGGCCAAACGGGCCGAAAAUUUGGCAAAGCAACAAGAAGAAAGGUUAAGAUUACAAGCGCUUCGUGAGCAAGAACAACGUGAAGAGCUUGCACGUAGGUCAGAAGAACAAGAAAGGCUGCGGCGAAAACAAGAAGAACAGCAGCUAUUUGAGGACCCCUUUGCUCAGCAACAGCCGCAGCAAAUUCAAUCGGUGCCUGGAGUACUUGCAUUCAAUGGCAACGGUAACGGUAACGGUAACGGUAACAGUAGCGGUAACGGUAACCAAAAUCAGCAACAGCAAGCGGAUCCAUCGCAGCAGGCAAUGCUGGGGUCGAUCUUUGGCGACGUUAAUGGAGAAAAUUUCAACAAUGGCUUCGAAGACGAAUUUGCUGAUCUAGAUACCGCAUUCUUUUGA
Molecule: messenger RNA, 945 nt
Organism: Lachancea lanzarotensis
Lineage: Eukaryota; Fungi; Ascomycota; Saccharomycetes; Saccharomycetales; Saccharomycetaceae
Gene: SNF6
Product: LALA0S01e13564g1_1
Exons: 1
Coding region: 1-945 (314 amino acids)
Source: RefSeq, a predicted model, not a curated record